Messenger RNA from Fusarium odoratissimum NRRL 54006, 3083 nucleotides. RefSeq lists its product as uncharacterized. The record is from RefSeq and is a predicted model, not a curated record. Lineage: Eukaryota; Fungi; Ascomycota; Sordariomycetes; Hypocreales; Nectriaceae. Gene Ontology annotation, molecular function: zinc ion binding; DNA-binding transcription factor activity, RNA polymerase II-specific. The transcript is spliced from 5 exons. Gene Ontology annotation, biological process: regulation of DNA-templated transcription. The coding region runs from base 863 to 2455 and encodes 530 amino acids.
ACAUCCCUUAACUACGUAGCACCUCCAACCUUCACUCAUUCAGAUGAUGAAACACGUGAAAGGAAACCCAUGUAACGCAGAGAUUACUCGCCACCGAAUACCUUAUCUGAUCCCUUGCUCUCAGUCGACUGUGAUACUACUUACUGUCUUUGACGGGUUCCUUGCCAGUAUCACGAGUCCAAGCAAUGUCCAAGAGAUAUCGCCAACUACUCCCUGUCCCUCCCAGCGAAAACUCGCCUCCCAACUCGCAGCCAUCUGGAUCUUCCUCGACUCCACGAUCCUCCAGCGACGAACCUUUGAAGCGACAACGAAUCGGAACACAACUAGCAUGCAACUCGUGCCGUAAGAGGAAGAUUCGUUGCGAUGGAAGAAAGCCGACGUGCGAGGCUUGUCGACGACGCGGCGAAAAGAAACCAUGUACCUACGCCGAGACUCGAAGUUCAGGCCAGACGAGUAAGGAAACAGAGCAGAUUCUGGGGCUGUUUGAUAUUUUGAAGACAGCACCCGAGGCUCAGGCUAUUGAUAUUCUCCGAGUCGUACGAAGCCACACAGAUCUCGAUACAGCCGUGUCGAUAAUCCAACCGCGGAUAACAAAAAACAUCAGUGACCAUGAACGCUCCCCUGAGCACCCUCGGCACCUGGGUCUUGAAGCUGAGCUCAUGGCAAGGCAUUCUCUCGCUUUUCCAGCGCUUCAACCCCUUGAAUCUAGUAUCUUGAAGUAAGCUGGCUGGAUGGGAAAGGCCUCAUCACUCGCUAUCCGGCUACAAAGCCGUGUUAUCACCAACUUUGGCUGACAUUUAACAGGAAAUCCUUCAGCGCCAGCCGGACAUCAUCAACCACACAAAACGACGAAAACACCCCGAUGACCAAUAGUGACCCGAACCCGUUCCCAGCCCAUGAUCCUACCCAGAGCCUGGCACCCGCCCUAAGCCCAUGUGACGAACGAUUAGAAGAGCUGAAUAUUGGAUUUUGGACCUCUGUACCAAUCGCCUCCAACUUGGCUGCAAAGGUCAUAUCACUAUAUCUGGAGACUGACCACCCCUUAUUGGGCCCCUUUGAUCCUACCUUGUUUAUGGAAGAUCUGGUCCAUUGUCGAACCAACUACUGCAGUAAGCUACUGGUCAGUGCCAUUAUGUACUGGAGCUGUCAAAUGUACAGUGCGGUAGACUCUACUGUUCAGUCCUUCAUACCACAGUUUUGUGAAGAGGCCGAGAAUCGUUGGUCACUUGAAAAGGCGACAGAUUCUCUGAUGAAUCUUGCUGCAACACAACUGUUGGGCUUAGCAUAUCUGGGUAAUGGAAAAGAUCACUACGUCUUGACGUAUGUAUCUGAAGUGAACGCCAUGGGGGCUCGCAUGGGCCUUUUCGGCGUCGAGCAAAGCGUUGCGAUUUCGAAAGCAAAGCAAGUGAGCCCUGAGCUACAAAGCGCUACAUCAUAUGCUGCUUGGGGGACUUUCAACUGGAUAGUGCUUAUGGCUUUGUUUUAUCAACAACCUGGCCUCUCAUAUCCCGAGCACCCCCCUAUAGUCCCAAUACCAGGACAAGAAUGGUAUCAUUCUCCUGAGCCCAGCCCCGAGUCUCAUCAGCAGACACCUCAGCAGACGUACAUGGGCGACACGUUUCCGGUUCUAUGUCGAUUUUGGAGAAUAAUGCACGAAGUGACCUUGAAAUACUAUCGUGAUCAGCCUUUCCCGCGCGAAAGCCUCAGCAGUCACAUUACACUCGCCUUUGCGGAAUACAAAUAUCGAGAGUUAAUAGCUUGGGCAGAAACACUGCCCCCAUCUAUGGUGCGUUCAGAGCAGAGUCCGCAUCAUGUUUUGGUCUUUCAUAUCUGGCUCCAUGUCGCUAUUCUGUGUGUCCUUCGCCCAUUUACAGUUCGUGCGAGGGAUUCACCAAAACCACUGCGACUGAAAACAUUUCCCUGCAAGCGCAGCUCGCCUGACGCUGCAUACAAAGCAUCCGUGAACCAGCUCAAGCGUCUUGUGGUGGUAUACAGAGAAAAAUAUGCAUGUUCAUCUUACACGAUGUUGUGGCAUACUGCUUUGAUCCACGUCGCUAAUGCGAUUCUUGGAAACACAAAGGAUGCCGCCUGGCGCUUUUACCUGUUCUUUUGUGUCGAAAGCUACGGAGAACUACGACGCUCAUUCCGAUUUGCCGAAACCAUCGGUCGCAGCAUAUUGUCCAUGGCGCUUCAGCAAGGCGAUUUGUCCGCAGACGAAGCACGAACACUAAUGGUACAGUUUGAGGAGAAUAGGCUGACUAGUCCGUCGGAAGAUAUACGGGCGACAUUCAUGGCUGAUCUGAAUCUUGCCAUGACGGAUCCCGAAGAAGCAAGUGUGGAGAGCCUGUCUGACAGGUUUGAGGACAUUGCACUGUUUCGGGAGUUUACGAAUGCGGGUGACUCAAGCGAGGACGAACCAGUAGAGUCGGAUGAUGAUACUUGGGAUACGUCGUGAGACGGAGCAAUCACUGAGUGGAAUGGUCAGUACAGAAUGACCGGAAGAGGCUUGCUACCUUGAGCAAACUGCUGGCUCAGAAGCUUUGAAUAAGGUACCCUGAAGAAAAGACCAGCAAUGAAGUUGGGCAGAGUCAAAAUGAUUGACAGAAUAAGGCAACACAUCACAAUUGCCGUUGAGCAGGAGAAGGAGAAGGGGAAGAAGAUGUGCAACAAGCAAUACCAGUUGUGCCUUGAACAUGAGACAAUCGGUAACACUGGCGUCUAUGAAAGUUAAACAAAAAGGAGGAGUUUGCGGUUAGCGUAGCGAGGUGCAGACCGCUGGACUCAAAGAGUGUGUUUAUGAUAUGAACCUCUAUAUAGUGCUUCAGUUCGCCAUCACUGUGAACAAAGACGGAACCGUUGGUAUCUAGAUGAUUGACCAUUUCCGGGGAACAAGUGUUUUGAUGGUUGGUUCUACAAACAUCAAGAUGCCUGUUUUCGAAAGUCUGGAGCCUUGAUCACUUGGAACUAGUCAAUAUUAAUGCUCUCAUGGAUUGAUUGGCUAGCCCAUGGUUCGCCCGACUCGGCCGGUUUACGGAGAAUCGACAAACAAACCCGUAGAAACAAAAGAGAGACAGAUGAAUCGA